AUGUGGCCUUACUGCGCGACACGUGUUGCACUGCCAUUACUUAUCCGUGAAAUAAUUCUCUAUAUUAGUAAUACAUCAGGAUUACCGGCAUAUGUUGGUUAUGUAUCAGCUGUUGGCCUUGGACUUUGUUCGAUUCUACAAGCCAUUAUUCAUCAACACAUCUUUUUUCGAAAUCAACGAAUCGGCAUACGCAUUCGCAAUAUGCUAAGUUGUGCCAUCUAUAAACAUUUAUUGACGAUCAAUACGGCGUCUCUUUAUAAGACUACUGCCGCUCAAACAAUCAAUUUAGUUGCAAAUGAUGCCAGUAAAUUUGAAGAAAUGGCUUCUUACUUUCAUUAUAUAUGGUUUGCACCCAUUGAAGCUUUGAUAAUGUUCGGUCUCAUCUGGUGGAGUAUUGGUUUACCAACAUUGUUCGGUUAUGCCAUACUCGUUCUUUUAGUACCUACACAGCUCAUAUUCAGUCGAUUAUUCAGUCGAUUCCGAAGGGUAACAAUGGCAUGUACGGAUAAACGUGUUCAGACGAUCAAUGAGCUUGUUAACGGAUGUCAAAUUAUUAAAAUGUACAAUUGGGAAAAAGCUAUGGAACGAUUAGUACAUGAUACACGACGAUCUGAACUUCAGAGUAUCUUCAAAUCUAGCCAUUUGCGUGCUCUUAAUAUUGCUAUCUUCUUUGCAUCGUUACCUUUAAUUUCUCUUGCUACAUUUGGUGGUGGUUGGCUCAUGGGUAAAAAGUUACUAACAGCAGAUGUUUUUACGGCUUUGUCCUACUACUCUUUAAUUCGAACGCCAUUAACGUCGCUAUUGCCACUGAUUAUUGAAAAGCUCAGUGAAGCUCGUGUUGCAGCAACAAGAAUCGAUCAAUUUAUGGCAUUAGAAAUACUGCUGAAUAGACGGAAAAAAGAAGAAAACGAAAAAGGGGAUCAUGCAAUAAUAAUGGAAGAUGCAUCGUUUUCUUGGAAAAAUACUCCUUGUCUAUAUUCUGUUCAUCUCACAAUCAAACAUGGUACAUUAGUUGGAGUGAAAGGUGCUAUCGGUGCUGGAAAAUCAUCUCUACUAGCUGCCAUUCUCGGCGAGAUCAAUCUUGUCAGUGGAUCAAUACGACAAUAUGUUCGUUCUGUUUCAUAUGCUCCACAAUCAUCAUGGAUAUUUGCUGACACUAUACGAAGUAAUAUUCUACUUGGCAAACCAAUGGAUGAAGAACGUUAUAAGAGUGUCAUAAAAGCAUGUUGUCUUGAUAUUGAUCUACAACAUUUUGGUGAAGUCGGAGAUUUGAUGAUGAUCGGUGAUAAAGGUGUCAAUCUGAGUGGAGGACAAAAGGCUCGAGUAGCAUUGGCUCGUGCUCUUUAUACUGAUGUUGAUUUGUAUUUAUUCGAUGAUCCACUAGCUGCAGUUGAUCCCAAAGUGGCAAAAAAAAUAUUUGAUCAAUGCAUUGGCCCACGUAGUCUCCUUCGUGAAAAAACUAGAAUAUUAGUUACACAUCAGAUACAUUUCUUAGAUGAAGCUGAUCAAACACUUCGCUUGACAAAUGGUCGUAUUGUUGAAUUAUAUAGUGAACAAGUUGAUGAAGAUGAGCAAUCGAACAGUACAACGGAAGCAGAUUUAUCUGACGACAAUGAAGCUGAUUUUAAACCUAAUAGUGCUAUAGCUGACAUGAAUUCGAUCGUGAAAGUCGAAACAUCAACCGAAGGCGCUGUCAAGUGGGCUAUUUGGUUUCAACUAUUCACCGCACCACCAUUACGCUGGUUUGGAUUUUUCCUACUCAUAAUUUUACUUUUCGCUACCGAAGCUUUGUACGAUUUUACAAAUCGUUGGCUCUCUCUUUGGUCUGCCAAAUCUGAGAAAAACGAAAGUUCAUCAUUAGAUGCCUAUAUCUAUCUUGGAUUGACGUUAGGUACAUUGAUCGCUGCAUUAGUGCGUGCCAGCUUUCUCUUCUAUGUCAUGUUAUGUGGAUCGACUUGUUUUCACAAUCGAAUGCUUACAGGUAUCUUAUAUACUUCGUUACGUUUUUUUGAAAGUAAUCCGAGCGGACGAAUAUUGAAUCGAGCAAGUAAAGAUCAACAAGUCUUAGAUGACUUAUUACCUCUGACUUUAAUCGAUACCAUGCAAAAUCUAGUGAUGAUUCUCGGCUCUGUCGUAAUAAUCGGAAUAAUUAAUCCAUGGGUGCUUCUAAUUCUCGUUCCGAUGGUUCCUGCAUUUUGGUGGCUUCGUAGAUUCUACAUGUGUUCAAGUCGUCAACUCAAGCGGCUCGAAAGUGUAACGCGUAGUCCAAUCUAUGCAUUGUUCUCAUCUUCAUUAGAAGGACUCACUAGUAUUCGUGCAUUUCAAGUUCAAGAUGAUUUCAUCAACAUGUUCAUGGAAAGAAUUGAUACAAAUUUUCGGGCUUACUUCGUCCUCCUUGCUGCUGGUCGUUGGUUUGGCUUGCAACUGAGCUAUAUGACAUCGUUACUCACACUGGUUACGGCUAUUCUUGCGGUAGCAUUGCGUCAUCAAAUCAAUCCAUCGGCAGCUGCUCUCAGCAUCACCUACUGCAUCAGUUUUACAACUCUCUUCCAAUGGGCUGUACGACAAUCAGCCGAAGCUGAAAAUUUUAUGACAAGUGCCGAACGUAUUCAUGAAUAUGGUGAACUUUCACCCGAAAGCCAUAAAAACAAUAGUAAAAGUGAAGUACUCAUUCAACCACCAGAUGAUUGGCCUUCUCGUGGUAUUAUCGAAUUUAAAGACUACACAUUUCGCUAUCGACCAGAGCUAGGUCCUGUGCUGAAAAAUCUUAAUCUACGCAUUGAAUCCAAGGAAAAGAUUGGAGUGAUUGGUCGUACAGGUGCUGGGAAAUCAUCACUUCUUCAGGCUCUCUUUCGUCUUGCCGAUCAAUCAUUAAUCACUGGCAGUAUCCUCAUCGACGAUAUUGAUAUUAGCUGUCUUUCACUCAAUCAACUUCGUUCUCAUUUAAGUAUUAUUCCACAAGUACCAAUUCUAUUCUGUGGUACACUUCGAUACAAUCUUGAUCCUUUUGCACAAUAUUCUGAUGAAGAAUGUUUUAGAGCACUUGAAGCUGUUCAACUCAAACAAUUGGUCUGUAAUCAUCCCGAUGGGCUUAGUCAAUUAGUGGCUGAAUCAGGUAGUAACUUAAGUGCUGGAGAACGUCAACUAAUCUGUGUAGCACGAGCGAUUCUCAAGAGAAGCCACAUAUUACUUAUUGAUGAAGCUACGGCCCAUGUUGAUCAUGUGACUGACAGUAUGAUUCAAAAUGUUAUUGCAGACAAGUUUCGUGAUCGUACCAUACUGACAAUUGCACAUCGAUUGAAUACAAUAGCGAACAGUGAUCGCAUUCUUAUGUUGCAACAAGGAGAAGUUGCCUAUUUCGAUGUCUCAAGUAAUAUUGAUUUAACUUAG
Messenger RNA from Rotaria sp. Silwood2, 3390 nucleotides. Lineage: Eukaryota; Metazoa; Rotifera; Eurotatoria; Philodinida; Philodinidae. The record is from the annotation of a GenBank genome assembly.